Molecule: messenger RNA, 1317 nt
Organism: Pichia membranifaciens NRRL Y-2026
Lineage: Eukaryota; Fungi; Ascomycota; Pichiomycetes; Pichiales; Pichiaceae
Exons: 1
Coding region: 1-1317 (438 amino acids)
Biological process (GO): DNA replication; DNA synthesis involved in UV-damage excision repair; DNA strand elongation involved in DNA replication
Cellular component (GO): delta DNA polymerase complex; nucleus
Molecular function (GO): DNA-directed DNA polymerase activity
Source: RefSeq, a predicted model, not a curated record
AUGACACAAGAACAUAUAGAUUAUUUGGAAAAACGACUUGGUAUAAGCAAAAAGCCCGUUACUGCCAGAUUUCUUUCUCGAAAAUGGAUGGUGCCAGCAAAGGAAGCAUCAGAAAUAAUGCACCAUUUCUACACCUCUCAUCAAACGGACAGUGUGUUUAAAGAUCUUUCAAUAAAGUACAGUGUAUGUGGGAAACAAAAAGCAGUCAAAAAGAUGGACAAAGAGGAGAAUUUUGAGAGGCACGCAGACGUUUUAGUGAAAAUUGUUGAUAAGGAUGACUUGAAUGACAGUAUAGAGAAACUCUUCUCUAGUGUUGUUUCUUGUCAGAUGUACAGUAUGCAUUUACAAUCGGCAGUCUCAUUGACUAACAUUAUCGAUACUUGUACCACCAACAAGUGGAGCUUUUCUGAGGAAAAUAUGACAAAGUGUGGGAUUCUUCAAACUGCUACUAACGGUAUUCUUGAACAGCCUGAGGAACAGCAGGAAGAUCGGCCUGCACGUAGAGCUCAAACCGAGCCACUGAAGGCUCAGAAUUCAAUACAUAUUGAAGAUAAGUCGGAGAGCAAGACUCAAGACAAGACUGAAAGCAAGACUAAAGCCAAGAUGGAAGAUCAUGACAAAAGCCGUCCAGUUUAUGUGUCUCGUAAGGCCAGCUCGAAUCCUACGCCAUCAACUUCAGCAUCCACAAAGAUCAGCACCGAGGCAAGAAAGCCUCUUUAUACUUCCAGAAAAAGAAAUAAGGAACCAGCCGAGGUAGGAAAUAAAGACAUUUCAAGUGCAACUUCUUCUAAAAGAGCAAAACUCUCCUCACAGGCUGAGAGGAAAAAACAAGAAGACGAGAAAAAGGGGCUUGCAAAAAUGCUUGAGGACGAUUUCAGUGAUGACGCCUUUGAAAACGUGAAUCAAGGUGAUGAUGACAGCACUGUAGAAAAAGAAACAGAAUACAAGUACGACGAUAUAGACAUAGCCGAGCCUGAAGAAGAAAAAAGUAACGAAGCCCAGGGAAAGACAAUGCAUGAGAGUCAGGAAGAAACAGAAGCAACCCUUGAAAACAUCAGCGAAGACGACGUUGCAGAAAAUCCAGCGACUAUUUCUUCAAACCAGCCAGCAGAGCCUCAGCCAGAUGUGGAAACUUACGUUGAUGCUGAUGGAUAUGUGGUACGGAAAGUCAAUCGGAAGACAGCAAAACCUGCUCAAUCGUCUACCACGCCAGCAAAAAGUUCUUACACUAUCGAUACCAAACCCUUGAAAAACAAGGGUGGUAACAGUGCUAGGAAACAGUCGAAUUUGAUGUCUUUUUUCAAAAAGAAGGACUAG